AAAGAAAAGAAGAGAAACAGCUCGGCGCACUCGACAGCAGCCAAUCAGCAGUCUGGUUUCUCUUCAGCAUCUCAGAGGGACUGAACCAUCGGGUAGUCUUGAUCCCAGGCAACAGGGAGGGAAGAUAGUUGAAGGCUCCUUGUCGCUUAAUUAUGAUUUUGUGAAAUCCGCGAGGAGCUGGAGGAUUACGUCACCAGCACAAAGAGAAAAGAAAAGUUGGCUAAUCAAGACACUGCACAGAGGGAACCAAAUUCCUGCACAAACAUGGCAGACCAGAAAGACAACAUAGAUGAUUUUAAAGUCCAGACAGCUAAGCACCCCAAUAUGACUUCGGCCCCAUUACGGCCGCAUAGUGAACACUCUAAAGAUCGGGCGUCCAAGAGGCUUUCGACCGAGUCCAAUGGGACUAGCGACGGUGGUGUCGGGUCAUCUACACCGGUGGAGAUUACUGCUUUGGAAGAAUCAUUUCGACGCUUCGCCAUCCACGGCGACACUCGUGCUACCGGCAAGGAGAUGCACGGCAAGAACUGGUCCAAGCUCUGCAAGGACUGCGGCGUGAUCGACGGCAAGAACAUCACCCUCACUGACGUGGACAUCGUCUUCAGCAAAGUCAAGAAGAAAUCCUGUCGCACCAUCACAUUCGAUGAGUUCAAGGCUGCGCUUGGAGAGCUGGCCAGGAAGAAGUAUAAAGACAAGACUGGAGAGGAGGCUGAGGCAGAGGUGUUCCAGCUGAUCGAGGGGAAGUCACCAGUCAUUUCAGGAGUCACAAAAGCCGUCGCUUCCCCAACAGUCAGUCGUCUUACGGACACCACCAAGUUUACAGGGUCGCACAAGGAGCGAUUUGACGAAACCGGCCGCGGGAAGGGUAAGGCGGGACGAGUAGACAUAGUUGACACUUCUGGAUACGUUUCGGGAUACAAGCAUCAAGGGUCGUAUGAAAAGAAGGUGACCAAACCCACUGCGGGCAGACCCGUGUGAGGGCGAAGACAAGGAAAUAAACAUUUGAUCAACUACUAGGAUGAUUUUCUAUUAAAACGAUUACUCAUAGAAAGCACAAAAGCAUAGGAUUUCAUAUAUUUUCCCCAUCCAUCUAUUUUAUGUGUGCGUGUUUGUGUGUGUGUGUGUGAGAGCGAGCAAGAGAGAGAGAUGUUUUUGAGUUCCUCUCUUCGUGAAGUGUGAGAACUGGAAAACUGUUUACAUCUAUUUUUACAAAUUCAUCACCAGCUGGUACAUUCCUGUCUGAUAGCAAGUUACUGCCAAACACUGAAGAGCACAAAUGAGAGAAACUGCUUUGCUAUGACUAUUUAGGCUUUGUUGUUAUGAUAGCGCCUUGUAUUUAUUGAGCACAAUGAGCAACAUGCCAAGAAAAACAAAAGUGGGACAACAGUUUGGUGAAUUAACAUUUGCACUUUUUAAUAGAAACAUUUGUUCCCAUGUUUAGCUGAUUACACGGUUUAGCUUGUUUUGCCAUUUCAAAGAUAAUUGGCACGUUUUUGACAGAGAUCAUUGAUUUUUCUCUUUCGAAACCUUAAAUUCAUUCAGAUUUCAGCGUUGUCUGUCUGCCAUCUGCACUCAGUAACUGUUUCGUCUUGAUGAAAUCUGCUGUUUGUUAUUUUAUGAGCUCACACUGUCUUUUCAGUAAUCUGCCUUUAGCUCGAACCAAGAAAAUAGCUUUUUGGGGAGAUUUUUUUGUGAAAGUUAGUCACUCCUCUCAGACUAAAUAUUUGUGACCUUUAUCAUACCUUCUUGCUUUUGUAAAUACAUAUAAAAACAAAACAAAAGCUCUCCCAUGCAGAAUUUAAUGGGCUUACUUUAAGCUCUUAAACAAAACCUAAAAUGACUUUCUUGUUUCCCCCCCCUUAGUUAUUAUCUAGCUUUAUCAUUCCAUAUUUUAUUAAAUUAUACACAAACUGUUUUGCUAACAUGCAUUUUAAGUAAUAAAUUGGUAAAGAGAAAGCUCUAACCACAGAUGAGAUGAGCUUAACUGUACAAGAUUGUAUUUUUAACAUUUUACUUCCUGAUCAGAUUUCUAUACAGUAGUUCUAAUAUAUUUGUGGUAAGAUUGUGUAUAUUUUAAAAAGGAUAUAGCCACAUUAAUUUAAGACACUGGCUUCAAGUUUUAUUUUCUAUUUGUAUUAUGUAUUGCUGUACUUUGUGCAUGUUAUGUAUAUUGCAUUUGAUUCAGAAGCAUAUAGAUGACGGUAGGAGUCUGUCAUAUCAUAUUGGAACUGCUGUGCCUGCUGUAAGAAGAGACUACUGGGUGGACUUCAACAUUGUGUUGUUAAAAAACAAAAUUAGGUAAUGAAAAUGUGAGAUGACAAAAUCUUGUAUUGCUUGAAAUCAAUAUGUAUGAACCUGUACGUGUACAAAGUCAGCUAAUGCUCUAAUAUUUGUUGAUAAAACUCUUCUAAUGUGUACCAUCGUCCAAGGCACAGAUUUAAUAGAAGAAAAAACAAACGCAGGGGUUUUAAUGUUUCCUUACACACUGUAUCAGAAAAAGGGAAAAUUGCAAACGAGUAUUAUACUUUUGUAGAAUAUUUUUCCAGCAGAAUGACAGUUUCAUGUCACACACUACCUGUAGCCUCGGCUGAUGAAGACUCAUGCAUCAAGUGCAAAACUAGCAGCUAUCAGUGUGUUUUUGUAGCCUGAGUAUGAUCCGUUUUCUGUGCUUAAUGCCAAAUACUGUGCACCUUUUAAUGUGGAGAAACAAUAUUGUCUUUUUUUUUCCUUCAAAUAACUUGUAAUGUACUAUUAUGCCCCAGUGCAUGCAGUGUGUUUUCUGUUUGUUUUUUUGUUCUUGUUCUUUAGAUCUCUUAAAGUGUGUUCAUGAUUUGUAGUGCAUUAUUGAAAAAUAAAAAAAAAGAAGAAAACAUGCACACACACCCCGGAACCUCUGCAGAGUAGGUUAUGGGGUGUCUGUUAAAACUGUA
Messenger RNA from Oreochromis aureus, 2930 nucleotides. Its product is annotated as tubulin polymerization-promoting protein. Gene Ontology annotation, cellular component: microtubule. Gene Ontology annotation, molecular function: tubulin binding. Bases 265 to 978 code for a protein of 237 amino acids. The transcript is spliced from 5 exons. The record is from RefSeq and is a predicted model, not a curated record. Lineage: Eukaryota; Metazoa; Chordata; Actinopteri; Cichliformes; Cichlidae. Gene Ontology annotation, biological process: microtubule polymerization; positive regulation of protein polymerization; microtubule bundle formation.